AUGAUUACAUCAAGUAUUAUUGAAUCAUUUACUGUUCAUUUCUUCUUACCAUUUUUAAAUUUUGUUACAUUUUUUCUGUUCUUUUUGUUUUUUAAAAUGGAAGACCUGUUUUUUAUAACUUCCAAAAAAAAAAAACUUGUGCCAGAAGAAUUUAUAGAAACAACAGAAAAUGAAAAGGACAACCAAAAAGAUGAAUAUUUUUUUACAGUGUCAAAAAAUAAAUUAAUAAAGAACAAAAAUAAUCUUUCAAGUAUUGAAACGUUUUCUUCAUAUAUGUCACAUACAAAACGUUGCGCUUUAAAUACUAUAGAAAAUGAAGAGAAGGAGAAACUAUUUUCUAGUCAUAUAAACAAUGUUGCUGAUACUUAUAAAAAAACAAAUACAGAGACUCCAUGUUCUGAUAAGAUUACCGUUUUAAUAAAUAAAGAGAAAAGUAAUAAUAAUAAAAAUAUUCACAGUAAUAAUAAUAUAUAUUAUAAUGAUAAUAAUAUUCUUUAUAAUAAUGAUAGCCUGUUAAAAAAUAAUGAGUUGAAGGAACCACUGAAAAUUCAUCAACCAUUAUCUACACCCAUACAUAAUGAAAAGAAAAAUUUAAUUUACUCAAAUAAUAUUUUUUACAAAUAUUAUAUGAAUAAUUAUCAAGAAGAGAAAAAUGUCGUUCAUACAAAUAAUAAUUAUAAUCUUCAUAGUGACAAUAAUAAUUAUGCAAAUGAAUCUAUUUCAAACAAUAAUACACACAUUAUUAGUAUCAAUAAUAUGAAUAAUAUCAAUAAUAAUAGCAAUAAUGUCAGUGUAAGUAUGGCUAAGAAUGUUUUACGUGCAUGGUAUUGUGAUCAUGAUAAUCCAAAUGAAAUAAUAGAUUCAAAGAAUUCUAAUAUAGAAUCUAUAAAAACACAAAAUGUUUAUGAAACUAAUAAUAAUGACAUGAAUCCGUUUUUUAAUUCAACCAUGGAUUUUAAAAGCAAUAAAUUUAUUGAUAAUAAAACUGAUAAAUGUGGAGAUAAUACAAGUGAUAAUAAAAGUAAUAUUAACAAUGAAGAAUAUUUUCAAAAUUUUAUAACAAACAAAAAUAAUAAUUUAAGAGAUACAAUAAUUUCUGAUGAAAAUAAUAAAAUGAUUAUAAUUAAAAAAGUAGAUGACGAAAGAAAUAUGCAAGAUGAUAAUUUUAGCUAUUUACAUGAUAUAUUAGAAAAAACGUAUAAAGAAUAUGUAAAUUGUGAUGGUUCAGAAUAUAUAUAUAUAUAUGAUAUUUGUGUGAGAAAGGAUAGGAUUAACAACAACAAUGAUAAUAAUGAUAAUAUUGAUAAUAAUAAUAUUGAUAAUAAUAAUAAUAAUAAUAUUGAUAAUAUUGAUAAUAAUAAUAAUAUUGAUAAUAUUUAUGAUGACAAUUAUUAUGAUGAUGAGAAUAAUAUUACAAGCGAUACCCAUAUUAAUAAUAACAUUCAUAAUAACAAUAUAAAUCAUAGUGAAAACAAAAUUAUUAUUGACAAUGCUCAUAAAAAUGAAUAUAAUAUUUUUAAUAAUAUCUCUAUGAAAAUUAAUAAAAUAAAAGGAUUUUUUAUUUCUACAAACAAAUUAACUGAAGACCAAAGUAAUAUAUCAACAGAUAUAUUACAAAUGACUAAACAAAUAAAAAAUGAUAUGAACAAUAAAGAGAUGAUAUUAUAUAAUGAUAAUUAUAUGGAAGAAGAAAAACUAAAUAUACAUAAUAUAAAUGAAACAAAUAUUCAAAAUAAUAAAAAAGAAAUAAUAAAACAUAAUGAUAUACAAUUUGAAGAUAAAAAAGAAAUAAUCAAAUGUGUUGAUAAAACAAGUUUUAUAGAUAAAUUGAAUUAUAUAUUUUUUACAUCUAUAAAUAAUAAUAAUAAUACAAAUAAUGAUACUACAAAUGACAACAAUAAUAAUUAUGAUAAUAAAAAUAAUCAAAAUAAUUAUAACAAUCACAAUAAUUACAAUAAUAACAAUAAUUACAAUAAUUACAAUUCAUAUAAUUUUCAUAUCAAAGAAGUAUCACAGGAUUAUCAUUUUGAAGACAUUAAAUUUGACAACUUACACAAUAAUAUGAAUCAUAAUAUUAAUAGAAGAAUAUAUGAAACAGAUAUUUAUGAUAUCCAUAUUAUUAAAAAAGGUUAUAAUUAUAUUUAUAUAAAAGAUGGUGAAUGGAAACAUUUUUUCUGUGUUUUAUUUUAUUUACAAAAUAAUAUAGGACUUAAAAAUGAUAUUAUAUGUAAACAUUAUUGUAAGAUAUAUGAUAGAGGAGAUUAUAUUUUAAAAAAAAUAAAUGAUAAUAACUCUUCAGAUAUAUGUACUAAUUAUUUUCUAUCCUUUUUUGAAGAUAUUUAUUUUAAUAAACAUCAACUUAAUAAUUUAGAACUAGCUAUACUUAUUAAAAAAAAAUCAUAUGAAUUUAUAUUUGAAAUAACAAAAUAUAAAACUGCACACAUUAUACAUAAUUUUCAUUAUAUAUAUAUUGAUCAAGAUAAAAAAACUAAUAAUUGUCUUAAUAUAUUUGAUGUAGAUAAUAAUUCAUAUUAUAUCAUACCAUUCAUUUUUAAAACAACACAAACAUAUCAUAAUAAACAAAACAUAUAUGAUGAAGAAAAACAAAACAAUGAACAUUUAAUUAAUCAUAUAAAUUUUAGUUGUGAUAUAUUAAAACAUUGGAAUGAAUCUAUAUAUUUUAUAACCAAAAAAAUGGAAGCCACUAGUCAUGCAAACCUUACAAAUCUAAAACAAAAUCAAAACAAAAUACGUUAUGUUAAUAGAAAAUUGAAUCAAUGGAUACACGUAUUUAAGCAGGAAAGAAAUAUAAAACACCUCUAA
Messenger RNA from Plasmodium adleri (nom. inval.), 2823 nucleotides. RefSeq names its product conserved Plasmodium protein, unknown function. Bases 1 to 2823 code for a protein of 940 amino acids. Lineage: Eukaryota; Apicomplexa; Aconoidasida; Haemosporida; Plasmodiidae. The transcript has 2 exons. The record is from RefSeq and is a predicted model, not a curated record.